AUGCCGAGCAGCUCGGACACGGCGCUGGGGGGAGGCGGGGGCUUGAGCUGGGCGGAGAAGAAGUUGGAGGAACGCCGCAAGCGGAGGCGAUUCCUGUCCCCUCAGCAGCCGCCGCUGCUGUUGCCGCUCCUGCAGCCGCAGCUCCUGCAACCGCCGCCGCCCCCGCCGCCUCUGCUCUUCCUGGCUGCUCCCGGCACGGCCGCCGCCGCAGCCGCCGCCGCCGCGGCCUCCUCCUCUUGCUUCAGCCCGGGCCCCCCUCUGGAGGUCAAGCGGCUGGCGAGAGGCAAGAGGCGCGCAGGAGGGCGGCAGAAGCGGCGCCGCGGGCCCCGCGCCGGGCAGGAGGCGGAGAAGCGUCGGGUCUUCUCGCUGCCCCAGCCGCAGCAGGACGGCGGUGGCGGUGCGAGUAGCGGCGGGGGUGUGACCCCGCUGGUGGAGUACGAGGAUGUGAGCUCCCAGUCCGAGCAGGGGCUGCUGCUGGGGGGGGCCAGCGCGGCAACGGCGGCGACGGCUGCCGGGGGAACCGGGGGCAGCGGCGGGAGUCCGGCCUCCUCCUCCGGCACCCAGCGGCGCGGGGAGGGGUCGGAGCGCAGGCCCCGCCGGGACCGCCGCAGCAGCAGCGGUCGCAGCAAGGAGCGCCACCGCGAGCACCGGCGGCGGGACGGGCAGCGGGGCGGCGGCGAGGCCUCCAAGUCCCGCAGCCGCCACGGCCACGGCGGCGAGGAGCGGGCCGAGGCCGGCAAGAGCGGCAGCAGCAGCAGCAGCGGCGGCCGCCGGAAAAGCGCCUCGGCCACGUCCAGCAGCAGCAGCAGCCGCAAGGACCGAGACCUGAAGGCCCAUCGCAGCCGGACUAAGUCGUCCAAGGAGCCGCCCUCGGCCUACAAGGAGCCGCCCAAGGCCUACCGCGAGGACAAGACCGAGCCCAAGGCCUACAGGCGGCGGCAGCGGUCCCUGAGCCCGCUGGGAGGCCGGGACGACAGCCCGGUGUCCCACAGGGCCUCGCAGAGCCUGCGAAGCCGCAAGUCCCCCAGCCCGGCCGGAGGUGGCAGCAGCCCCUACUCUCGGCGGCUGCCCCGCUCCCCGAGCCCCUACAGCCGCCGCCGCUCCCCCAGCUACAGCCGCCACAGCUCCUACGAGCGGGGCGGCGACGUGUCCCCCAGCCCCUACAGCAGCAGCAGCUGGCGCCGCUCCCGGAGCCCCUACAGCCCCGUGAUCAGACGGUCUGCCAAAUCCCGAAGCAGAAGCCCAUAUUCAUCUAGGCAUUCAAGAUCUCGUAGCAGGCACAGAUUAUCCAGAUCCAGAAGUCGUCAUUCUAGCAUUUCUCCUAGCACACUAACUCUGAAGAGUAGCCUGGCAGCUGAAUUGAACAAGAAUAAAAAAGCACGAGCUGCAGAAGCGGCAAGAGCUGCAGAAGCAGCAAAAGCUGCAGAAGCAGCUAAGGCUGCAGAGGCUGCUGCCAAGGCUGCCAAAGCUUCAAACACUUCUACACCUACCAAGGGGAACACAGAGACUGGUGCCAGUGCAUCACAAACAAACCAUGUGAAGGAUGCGAAGAAACUUAAAAUUGAGCACGCACCUUCUCCCUCAAGCAGUGGAACUUUGAAAAAUGACAAGGCGAAAACAAAGCCACCUCUUCAGGUAACAAAGGUGGAUAAUAAUUUGAUUGUAGAUAAAGCCACCAAGAAAGCAGUUGUCGUUGGGAAGGAGAGUAAAUCUGCUGCUACGAAGGAGGAGCCAGUGUCUCUUAAAGAGAAAACGAAACCACUUACACCAAGCGUAGGAGCCAAGGAGAAGGAGCAGCAUGUGGCUUUAGUGACCUCUACUUUGCCGCCCUUGCCUUUGCCGCCCAUGCUGCCUGAAGAUAAAGAUGCUGAUAGCUUACGGGGAAAUAUUUCAGUAAAAGCGGUUAAAAAAGAAGUGGAAAAGAAACUACGAUGUCUGCUUGCUGAUUUACCACUGCCCCCCGAGCUGCCAGGAGGGGAUGAUCUCUCAACGAGUCCAGAGGAAAAGAAAACAGCCACGCAGUUACAUAGUAAAAGGAGGCCUAAAAUAUGUGGGCCUCGCUAUGGUGAAAUCAAAGAAAAAGAUAUUGACUGGGGAAAACGCUGCGUGGAUAAAUUUGAUAUCAUCGGAAUUAUUGGAGAAGGUACCUAUGGACAAGUUUACAAGGCCAGGGAUAAAGACACUGGAGAAAUGGUAGCCUUAAAAAAAGUACGUCUAGAUAACGAAAAAGAAGGAUUUCCCAUUACAGCAAUCCGAGAAAUUAAAAUUCUUCGGCAGCUUACCCACCAGAGUAUUAUCAAUAUGAAGGAAAUAGUGACUGAUAAAGAAGAUGCUUUGGAUUUUAAGAAAGAUAAAGGUGCAUUUUAUCUAGUGUUUGAAUAUAUGGACCAUGAUUUGAUGGGACUACUGGAAUCAGGCUUGGUUCAUUUUAAUGAAAAUCACAUAAAGUCAUUUAUGAGACAGCUCAUGGAAGGCCUGGAUUAUUGUCAUAAGAAGAAUUUUUUGCACAGAGAUAUUAAAUGUUCAAAUAUUCUUCUAAAUAAUAGAGGGCAGAUAAAACUUGCAGAUUUUGGACUUGCUCGAUUGUAUAGCUCAGAAGAAAGUCGGCCGUAUACGAACAAGGUUAUCACCUUGUGGUACCGUCCGCCUGAACUGCUGCUGGGAGAAGAAAGAUACACACCAGCUAUUGACGUGUGGAGCUGCGGAUGUAUCCUUGGUGAACUCUUCACGAAGAAACCUAUAUUUCAAGCAAAUCAGGAACUUGCACAACUAGAGUUAAUAAGCCGUAUAUGUGGGAGUCCAUGUCCUGCAGUGUGGCCAGAUGUCAUCAAACUACCGUAUUUCAACACUAUGAAACCAAAGAAGCAGUAUCGUCGAAAGUUAAGAGAAGAAUUUGUUUUUAUUCCUGCAGCCGCACUAGACUUAUUUGAUUACAUGCUCGCCUUGGACCCCAGUAAGCGCUGUACUGCAGAGCAGGCUCUUCAGUGUGAGUUCCUACGGGAUGUGGAACCCUCAAAAAUGCCUCCACCCGACCUUCCUUUAUGGCAAGAUUGUCAUGAGUUAUGGAGUAAAAAGAGAAGAAGACAGAAGCAGAUGGGCAUGGCUGAUGAUGUUUCCACAGUUAAAGCCCCCAGAAAGGACUUGUCUUUGGGCAUGGAUGACAGCAGAACCAACACACCUCAGGGUGUGCUGCCGUCUUCACAGCUGAAAUCUCAGGGCAACUCGAAUGUAGCACCUGUAAAAACAGGCCCGGGACAGCAGUUAAACCACAGUGAAUUGGCAAUUCUACUAAACCUACUACAGUCUAAAACAAGUGUUAGUGUGGCUGAUUUUGUCCAAGUGUUGAACAUUAAGGUAAACUCUGAGACUCAACAGCAGCUAAAUAAAAUAAACCUUCCUGCUGGAAUUUUGGCAACAGGUGAAAAACAGACAGACCCAUCAACACCACAGCAGGAGUCUUCGAAACCAUUGGGAGGAAUUCAGCCUUCUUCUCAGAAUGUCCAGCCCAAAGUGGAGGCUGAUGCUGCCCAGGCGGCUGUGCAGAGCGCAUUUGCGGUUCUGUUGACUCAGUUGAUAAAGGCUCAGCAGUCAAAGCAGAAAGAUGUGCUUCUAGAGGAGGGGGAAAACGGAUCGGGACACGAAGCGGCAGCACACCUCCGGCCCCCUCCAGAGCCUAGCACUCCGGUGUCGGGGCAAGAUGACCUCGUGCCGCACCAAGACCGGAGGAUCCUGGAGCCCGCCCCCGAGCCAGACCGGCCCCGCAUUCUGCCCCCUGAUCAGCGCCCGCCGGAGCCCCCCGAACCCCCCCCGGCCACCGAAGAGGAUCUGGAUUAUCGGACAGAAAACCAGCACGUACCCACCACUAGUUCUUCGUUGACUGACCCGCAUGCUGGCGUGAAAGCAGCCCUGCUGCAGCUCCUCGCUCAGCACCAGCCCCAGGAGGACCCCAAAAGGGAGGGUGGCAUUGAGUACCAGGCAGGAGACACUUACGCGGCCCCUUCGGACUACAAGGACAGCUUCGGGGCGGCGUCUUUCUCCGCCGCCGCUUACGCCGGCAGCAGCGACGGGCUGGGAGGCGGCUCCGGCCCCCCCUUGGAACGGCGCAGCUUCCUGGGCGGCUCGGACGUGCAGCCCGUGGACACCUACGGCCCCGCGUCAUCUCACUCCGGCGGCCCGCCUCCGCCGCCCGCCUUUUCCGAGUCCUUCCCCAGCUCGGUGGCUGGGUACGGGGACAUUUACCUCAGUGCAGGCCCCAUGCUCUUCAGCGGAGACAAGGACCAUCGGUUCGAAUACAGCCACGGCCCCAUCGCCGUCCUGGCCAACAGCAGCGACCCGGGCGCGGGGCCCGAGAGCGCGCACCCUCUGCCCGCAAAGAUGCACAACUACAGCUACGGAGGCAACUUGCCGGAGAACCCGGGCGGCCCCGGGCUCCUGCACGGACAGACCUGGACUUCCCCUGCGCAGGGGCCUGGGUACGCACAGGGGUACAGGGGACACAUCAGCACGUCGGCCGGCAGAGGUCGAGGCAGAGGGUUACCGUACUGAGCAUCUGUUUUUCCUCAGGCACAUCAUUUUUAUCUGGAAAGACUUUUCUAGCUGCAGUUUCAGGCAGCAAAUCCAAGAGACUUGAAUAAUAUUAAUUCAACAACAGCUUUAUUUUUAUGUGGAAAAGGGUCUUGCAUACAAUAGUUUAAAAAAAAAAGACAAAAACCCCCACCUUUGCUUAAAUUCAUGCUGUUCUAAAAACUAGAUCUAUUGAUUGUACAUCCUCACCAGUUCUAGUUAACCAUUUUAUUUUGUAUUCUUGCAGUUUUAAGUGGAUGCCGACCUUAGGGACAUAAAAGUCUUAUGGCCCCUCGCGCAGACCUUCUGAACUAUGCACAUUUGUGCUUUUUUUGUAAGUUUGGACCAACUUUUAUGUAACAAACAACCCCUACCCCCCCUCCAGUUUUACAACAAUCAGAAAGGGCACUGAUUUAUUUGGUAUUUUUCUUUUUACGAAGCUACCUUUAGUCCAAGGUCACUGUCAGUCUUUGCACCUGCUUUCAGUGUUAUUGUGAAAGGUGUACUUUGUGCUCAUUUCAGAAAAUAAAACACAACCUUUCUCUUGA
This is a messenger RNA of Phacochoerus africanus (Common warthog), 5111 nucleotides long. It is a transcript of the gene CDK13, whose product is annotated as cyclin dependent kinase 13. The transcript is spliced from 14 exons. Gene Ontology annotation, biological process: protein phosphorylation; transcription elongation by RNA polymerase II; positive regulation of transcription elongation by RNA polymerase II. Bases 1 to 4545 code for a protein of 1514 amino acids. The record is from RefSeq and is a predicted model, not a curated record. NCBI's taxonomy places the organism in Eukaryota, Metazoa, Chordata, Mammalia, Artiodactyla, Suidae. Gene Ontology annotation, molecular function: ATP binding; cyclin-dependent protein serine/threonine kinase activity; cyclin binding. Gene Ontology annotation, cellular component: nucleus; cyclin/CDK positive transcription elongation factor complex.